GUCCCGGUCAAGUCAAUCAUUCAAUGUCAUAAUAAUAUUCGUAAAUCGUAUUAUUAUCGUCAUUAAAAAAAUAACUCAAGAUUUUUAUGUAUAAACACCGUACAUUUGUAUUUAGUGUAGUGUCUAAGACACUUUCGCGAGUACUAGACUUUUAUUGAUCGUUUCCAAGUUAAGAAUCGAUAAUGAUACUGAGCGAGAUUUUUACUGAAGAUUUGAUGAGCACGUUGAUAAAAUAUGGCCUAUACCUUGGUGCAGCUUUUCAAUUGAUAUGUCUACUGGCCUGUGUUACUUUGACCGACGAACAGUCUGACCCGGAUGCUUAUGAACAGCCAUACACGGACAGUGAUGAUUACAGCUCGGAGCACUCAUCUCCAGGACACCGAGGUAAUCGUGCACGGAAGCAUGACAAGAAGAAGCGACGCUAGGUACAACACCUAAAAGUUAGUAGUAUGUAGCUAUCGCUCAUUACAACUUGCGUAAAUGCUACAAUAGUAAAAUAUUGGUGUCUAUGUAGCUGCUAUACAUUCCAUAAGUGCAA
Messenger RNA from Cydia pomonella (codling moth), 538 nucleotides. RefSeq names its product protein anon-73B1. The transcript is spliced from 2 exons. The record is from RefSeq and is a predicted model, not a curated record. Gene Ontology annotation, cellular component: membrane. Bases 183 to 425 code for a protein of 80 amino acids. NCBI's taxonomy places the organism in Eukaryota, Metazoa, Arthropoda, Insecta, Lepidoptera, Tortricidae.